This is a messenger RNA of Sinocyclocheilus grahami, 2781 nucleotides long. Its product is annotated as guanine nucleotide-binding protein G(I)/G(S)/G(T) subunit beta-2-like. Gene Ontology annotation, molecular function: protein binding. Lineage: Eukaryota; Metazoa; Chordata; Actinopteri; Cypriniformes; Cyprinidae. The coding region runs from base 878 to 1699 and encodes 273 amino acids. Gene Ontology annotation, biological process: signal transduction. The record is from RefSeq and is a predicted model, not a curated record. The transcript is spliced from 8 exons.
CCACUUCCUUUAUUUGUCAUUUCCCACAAACGUUUAAACUGAGAUCUACUUAUUCUCGCCUCCACAUUUCACCACAGAACAGAUAUUAGCUUUAGCGGCCUAAACUCGAGUGUGUUCCAGUGUGAGGUGCUGUUCACCCCCCUGAGCCGCUGUUUGGCGGUGGAGGUCUGCGCUGCAGUGGUACAUUCGCAAUAAAAUGGGUGUGGUUGAAUCGCGCAUAUGUGAUGCUACGUGUUUCUGGUGCAGACCGAAUGAUUUCAUAUGGGACUGAAUUGACAGCAGAGGCCACGGGGUGCCUCGCUUUGUAUUGAAUUGGUCAUUUCUUGGACGAGGAGCGACGGUCAAAUCGAAGAGACCAGAACGAGAAGGCGGAGGAAGACGACACUCGGGAGGAAAGAGGCGAGGAUCAAGCAACGCAGUAUAAAGACAACGACGGCAUGUACUUGAUUUGAAAGCUUUACAGUAUUUGGACUUAUUACAUCUGUCGGUAAUUAUACCAUUUAAGGCGCAAAAUAUUUUCCCCCUCCCAAUAGCAAAGUGUACUGAAACCAGAAAUAGCUUGGAAAAGGCUUCUUCCCAUCCUCACUUAACGAUCAGAGGGCGACAUACGUAGCUCUGUAGCCUACUUCAUGAUAACAUCGUUUUGAUUUGUUUCACACACGAAACACACAGUUGCUGAGGCCUAACUAGCAUUAGGAGAAAACCGACAUUAUGCAGUCCUAAUCAUUUUCCAGCAGAAAAAUUCCCUGCGAAUUACUUCCGCCACCCGCUUCAGCAUUCCAGUCACUGUACGUGGAGACUAAAGCCAAACAGAAGAUUAACAGGUGUCUACAGGGGUGAGAGAGUUCAGAGGGUAAAGGUUAAAGGUCAUUUCAAGAUGAGUGAGCUCGAGCAGCUUCGUCAGGAGGCUGAGCAACUGCGCAAUCAGAUCAGAGAUGCCAGGAAAGCAUGUGGAGACUCCACACUCACUCAGAUAACAGCAGGCCUAGAUCCGGUGGGGAGGAUACAGAUGAGGACGAGGCGCACACUGCGUGGGCAUUUGGCUAAAAUCUACGCCAUGCACUGGGGCUCAGACUCCAGGUAUCUCUAUCCGCAACCUUCUAACAAUUCACCACUUACACCUGGCAUCAAAGAGAACAACAACAAAAAAAAAGUUAAAAGUAUUUGUGCCAGCGCUCUGUGGGACAUUGAGACUGGGCAGCAGACCACGCUGUUCUCAGGUCACAGUGGAGAUGUGAUGAGUCUGUCAUUGGCUCCAGACUCACGGACCUUCAUCUCGGGGGCCUGUGACGCCUCCAUUAAACUCUGGGACAUCAGAGAUAGCAUGUGCAGACAGACGUUCACCGGACACGAGUCAGACAUCAACGCUGUCUGUUUCUUCCCCAGCGGCAGUGCGUUCGCGACUGGUUCUGAUGACGCCACCUGCAGGCUGUUUGACCUGCGUGCGGAUCAGGAGCUGUGUUUAUACUCUCAUGAUAAUAUCAUCUGUGGCAUCACCUCUGUGGCCUUCUCCCGCUCUGGCCGUCUGCUGCUCGCCGGCUACGAUGACUUUAACUGCAACAUCUGGGACGCCAUGAAGGGAGACCGAGCAGGAGUGCUGGCUGGCCAUGACAAUCGUGUGAGCUGUCUUGGGGUCACAGAUGAUGGCAUGGCUGUAAGCACAGGUUCCUGGGACAGCUUCCUGAAGAUCUGGAACUGACCACACACAGCUCACAUAUUGUACACAUUAUUCACUCAUCAUACACAAUGUAUGUACUUUACUGUACAUAUGAUGUACACUUGCCUACACAGACACAUGCCUGACAAAAACCUGUACAUAAUAUAUAUAAUUAGUUACACGUUUACACCAAUCUCUUCAGUGCGACAUCACUCUAUACAUAUAGUCACACUAUAGGUAGGUUUUGGACCACAAGUUUGAAACAGGAAUGUUUACACACACACACUUGCUUUUUUUCCCCCUUACUAAAGGUUUGCUGGACCUACAUGGUACACAAGUACAUUUGGAGAAAUGUGCAUUGAGUGAGUCGUCUAAUUUGAGCAUUCAAAUCUAAAACAUGUUUUUGACAUGCUUUAUUUUGAGACUGAACCUUGAGCUCUAAGUGGUGGGUGUUGAUCCAUUUAAGAGCAAUCAUUUUUAUUUUGACUUCCAUUUUGUCAUCUAUACUCAAAAAUAAGCCUAAAGUACUGAUGUUUCCAUGAGCAUGUAGAGUUGAAAAUAUGGAAGACCUGAGACAGUUACCCACCAAGAAUUGUCCUAGUUGAUUCAGAUCACACUUUAUGUAGUCCAUGUUUUUAUAGAUGCAUAUGCCGGCAUAUUCCAGUAUACAAGUAAAUAUAUGAUGUUUUGAAUUUCAUUUUUGUUUAGAUUUGACUUUUUUUUUUAAAGCUUUUAUUCAUGUUUUCCUGUGUGCCGCACCCUAAGGAGAAUAAAGAAAACUGAAAAUAAAUCAAUAAAAAUCUGUGCCACUAAAUAUGUGACCACAGGUGGCUCAGAAGGCUGUGUGAAUACUUGUGAAAUUACUCAAUUCAUAAAAUUGCUUCUCAGCUGUUUUUUUUAAGGACCCAGAUUUAACAUUGGACCAGCAAAAUUAUUAAUCUGACAGUGUUGCAAAAGUAUAAACAGCAACAGAAGUGUGACACCGGACACACUUGCAUAUGAUACAUUUGGGCCAACAUUUGGAAAGUUGGACUGGAUGCAAAGCAUUUUGCGUUAACAUCAGAAUGUGUUCUUCACAUUUUUUUUUCUAAUAUCUACUACAUCCCAGUCACUUCUUUAUGGUU